Messenger RNA from Aedes albopictus (Asian tiger mosquito), 2825 nucleotides. RefSeq lists its product as uncharacterized. NCBI's taxonomy places the organism in Eukaryota, Metazoa, Arthropoda, Insecta, Diptera, Culicidae. Gene Ontology annotation, biological process: proteolysis. The transcript has 2 exons. The record is from RefSeq and is a predicted model, not a curated record. Gene Ontology annotation, molecular function: aspartic-type endopeptidase activity; zinc ion binding; nucleic acid binding. Bases 439 to 2424 code for a protein of 661 amino acids.
ACAGUAAUUGUGAAAUUGUGCUAAAAUCGUGUAAGUGCAUUGUGAGAUUCAAUCCAAAACGUGUACUUAGUGCCAAAUUUCGCUAUUAUUUGCGGCAUGGGACUGCCGCAGCGCAAUCGAACUGCAUCGAAUGCACGAAUACGAAAUCGAACGAGAUAAUAAAAGCGGUUUGGGACAACUGCCUGAACCAACUUUAAAUAAAAAGCAACCUCGAGCGGCAUGGGACAUCCGCUAAGGCUUCCCUGCAGCAAAGCUAUUAUUCCCAUUACAUGCAAUGACGAAAAAAACGAUUCACAAAUAAUCUACACGCACACAAUAAACGUCACAACGGGCAAACACGAAUACAACUUAACGUAUGCUAUAUGUAUUGAUUUCAGACAAGUUGUACACCACUACGAAAAUACGACGGUCUGAAAGUAAAUCCGACAACGAAACGUGAUGGACAAAGGGAAAUACGUGCGACCCACCGAACGGGCGGAAGAAGACGACAACGGCAUGAAUUCGACAACGGAAACGCAAGCGGAAGGAACGAAUCCAGGACUCGGGACAGUUGAGCACGACGAAACCACCGAUACCACGAACAAAGGCAACGGUUCCGCCAGUACUGAACCCGAAAACACCAGCUCUGAGAGCAGUGAUUCCGAGAGCAGUGACACUGAAAGCAGCGAUUCUGACGUAAAUGAAACAGGCAGCGACAAAUCAUCUGGAAGCAACGAUUCUCCGGACCGAGCUCCGGACAUUGAAUCUGAUGAGGAAACUGACGAUGGACCCGGUCUUGAAUCAACACUGCAUCGCACUUUCGCUCCACCCUGGCUGAAUACUACGAAGGCAAACUCGAACGGUGUUGAGACACAGCAGCAGCCAACCCCGAAAACAUCGAAUGACGAAACUACAAACGAACGAAUGGACCGGAUUGAAAAAGUGCUCGAGUCUAUGGCCUCAGCCAUGAAAUCUUUACAGCCUCACAAUCGUCCAACAUCAUCUCGCCAAGACGCAGAGUCAAGCUGGAGCGUUCCGCUCGAUAAUACGACCACGGAGAGAAAUUCAUCCAUUGUCCGGUGGGACAAUAUCAAGCCAUUUCCAUCCGGCGUCCCUGCGAAUAAGAUGUGGGAGGAAUGGAACAGAUAUAUUGAAAAUUUCGAGAUCGCCGCAUUGUUAAGCAACGCCAAUGACCCUGCAAAGAGAACGCAGCUUUUGUUCCUUUCGAUGGGUCCCGACCUCCAGGAGAUAGUCAGAGCUGCUAAACUGCGCCCAAACCUGUCCGACCCCAACUGCUACAAAACGUUCGUUGCGAACAUCCAAGGCUAUUUCCGAGGAAUGACUGAUACAGCAGCAGAACAUGAGGCGUUUUCGUCCAUGAAACAAAUGAAAGACGAGUCCGCUGUUGCUUAUCAUGCACGGCUAAUGUGCAAGGUCAGAUUGUGUGGAUACAGCAGUGAAGAUCAGGAUCGCUUCGUGAGGGCACAAUUGCUGAAGGGGUUGCGCAAUAAGGAACUCGUCAAAGCAAGCAGAACGUAUGGAUAUGACACCAAUUUCAUCGUUCAGGCGGCUACACGUGACGAAGCUUAUGAAGCUGAGACAUCACAGUCACCCGAUAGUCAUGUGUUCCACGUCGAGCGCCAGACUUCAUCGAAUAAUUAUCGGAAACGCAGAAAUCCAGACGAAUCCAUCCGUGGUCCUUAUGCCAAGCGCCGGCAGAUUGAUCAAGGUCAGGGGAGACGAUCACGUUGUUCCCGGUGCAAUCUUACGUCGCACAGAACCGGUAAGUGUCCUGCUAUUGACAAGAAAUGCAUCAAUUGUGGCAAGGUGGGACACUUCGCAGCAGCCUGUCGGGGUAAACGCGUAAAUGCAAUCCGGUUCAAGCGAGAGAAUACUCCAGAUGAUGACCAAGAUGACGAACGUGACGUUGAGAAACAGUACGUCAAUGCACUAUCCUUGGAAGAUGUCUUGAUAGACUGUAGCUUGGGGUCAUCAAGUCCGAUCCGAUUCCUUAUCGAUUCCGGCGCUGACGUGAAUGUUGUAUGUGGGAAAGAUUGGGACCGCAUAAAACACGAAUUCAAAGCUGGCAAAGCGAAAUUGGAAACGGUUGAUAUUGUGAAUCGAGGGAUACAUGCGUAUGGAUCGAGAGAACCACUGGAAGUUGAGCAAUCAUUCCGCGCCGAGAUCGUCGUGUCAAAUAGUACUAAGCCCCCCAUCGUGGCCAUGUUCUACGUCAUUCGCAAGGGACUCAGGUCACUACUCGGACGAUCAGCAGCUAGCGAUUUAGAGCUACUAAAGAUCGGAACUUCAGUAAACAACUGUGAAGUCACGGACGACGAGAAGGAAUUUCCAAAAAUGCCUGGCGUAAUGGUCAAAUUCAAUGUCGAUCAAACAGUUGUUCCAGUGAAGAAUGCAUAUUACAACGUGCCAGCAGCCUACAGGUAAAUUGAUACAAUCAUAGUUAACAAGCAAUUCCAAAUUAUUUAGUUGAAGCAAACAAGAACGUUACAUAGCGAAAACAUAUAUCCACCAUUACUGAGCGUAUACAUUCGAUCUCAUUUCUAGAGAAAGCGCGAAGAGUAGGCUACUAGAAAUGGAAGCCCGCGGAAUUAUCGAAAAAGUUACCUCGGCACCCACAUGGAUUUCAGGAAUGUCGGCGGUUUCAAAAGGGAAAAACGAUUUUAGAUUGGUGGUAAAUAUGCGUGCACCUAACCGAGCGAUACAGCGAGAAUAUUUCAGACUACCUCUCAUUGAUGAGAUGAAAGUCAAAUUGUAUGGAGCGAAAUAUUUCUCAAAGCUGGAUUUGAGCAACGCGUUUUGCCAUCUAACCCUGGCAGAAGAGUCGA